Molecule: messenger RNA, 741 nt
Organism: Ornithorhynchus anatinus (platypus)
Lineage: Eukaryota; Metazoa; Chordata; Mammalia; Monotremata; Ornithorhynchidae
Gene: PRDX5
Product: peroxiredoxin 5
Exons: 6
Coding region: 15-623 (202 amino acids)
Biological process (GO): hydrogen peroxide catabolic process; cell redox homeostasis; cellular response to oxidative stress
Cellular component (GO): cytoplasm; peroxisome; mitochondrion
Molecular function (GO): thioredoxin peroxidase activity
Source: RefSeq, a predicted model, not a curated record
GGGUGGGCGGGGCGAUGGAGCUGGGGCGGAGAGCGCUGCGCUGGGGCCGGCCUGGGGGCGGGCGGUGUGCGGGAUCCCCCCGCGCGCUCCUCUCCCUCGUCUCCGUCCGCGCCCUCCGCCUGCCGCCCGCCGCCAUGGCCCCCCUCAAGGUGGGCGAUAAACUGCCCUCGGUAGAGUUGUUCGAGGAAAAUCCCGGGAACAAGGUCAACCUGGAGGAGUUGUUCAAGGGCAAGAAAGGAGUCCUGUUUGGGGUUCCCGGGGCCUUCACGCCGGGCUGCUCCAAGACCCACCUGCCGGGGAUCGUGGAGCAGGCCGGGGCCCUGCGGGCCAAGGGGGCCGAGGUCGUCGCCUGCCUGAGCGUCAACGACGUCUUCGUGGUCAGCGAGUGGGGCCGGGCGAACGGGGCCGAGGGCAAGGUGCGGCUCUUGGCGGAUCCCACCGGGGCCUUUGGGAAGGCGACGGAAUUGCUCCUGGAUGAUUCCCUGGUGCCGCUGUUUGGGAAUCGGCGCUCCAAGAGGUUCUCGAUGGUGGUGCAGGAUGGCGUGGUGAAGAGCCUCAACGUGGAGCCAGACGGCACAGGGCUCAGCUGCAGCCUUGCCCCCAACUUACUGUCCCAGCUGUGAGGCUCCCCCCCUCCCCCGUCCCCGAUCCCCCCGCACCCUCCCCCGCCCAACCCCGCUUCUCUUCUGGCCCAGGUACCGCACUGCCCGGGCCUUCUGCAAUAAACAGUCGGAGCCCCCA